This is a messenger RNA of Pyrus x bretschneideri (Chinese white pear), 2869 nucleotides long. Its product is annotated as exocyst complex component SEC15B-like. The record is from RefSeq and is a predicted model, not a curated record. The transcript has a single exon. Bases 16 to 2418 code for a protein of 800 amino acids. Gene Ontology annotation, cellular component: membrane; exocyst. Lineage: Eukaryota; Viridiplantae; Streptophyta; Magnoliopsida; Rosales; Rosaceae. Gene Ontology annotation, biological process: intracellular protein transport; Golgi to plasma membrane transport; exocytosis.
UCUCACAUCGCCACGAUGCAGCACACGAAAUCUCGGCGGAAAGUGGCUCCGUCCGCUGCGGAAAACGGCGACUCUGCUGAAAAACUCGACCAGCUGCUCCUCUCCUCCGCCAUCUGCAACGGCGAGGAUGUGGGCCCAUUCGUCCGGAAGGCCUUUACUUCCGGGAAGCCCGAGACGCUGCUCCAGCACCUCCGCCACUUUUCCCGCUCCAAGGAGUCCGAAAUCGAGGAGGUCUGCAAGGCCCACUACCAAGACUUCAUCCUCGCCGUGGACGACCUCCGAUCUCUCCUCUCCGACGUCGAUUCCCUCAAAUCUUCCCUCUCCGAUUCCAACGCCAAUCUCCAGUCCGUCGGCCUCCCUCUUCUUUCCUCCCUCGACGCCUUCGUCGAAGCCCGAAACGUUUCCCGAAACGUCAACCUCGCGCUUGAAUCGGUCCGAAACUGUAGUCGUUUGUUGGAGCUCUGCUCCCGAUCCAAUCACCAUCUUUCCAACAGCAACUUUUACAUGGCGCUCAAGUGCGUCGACACAAUCGAGUCCGAGUUCCUGGUCAAAACGCCAUCGUCUACGCUGAAGCGGAUGCUGGAGAAGAAGAUUCCAGAUAUUCGGUUGCACAUCGAACGGAAAGUCAGCAAGCAGUUCGGCGAUUGGCUGGUGGAGAUCCGCGUGGUGAGUCGGAACCUGGGUCAAUUGGCGAUCGGUCAAGCUUCAUCGGCGAGGCAACGGGAAGAGGAUCUGAGAAUCAAGCAGCGGCAAGCGGAGGAGCAGAGCCGCCUCAGCCUCAGAGACUGUGUGUACGCUUUGGAGGAAGAGGACGACGACGGACUCGGCGGCGGUGGGGUUGGAGAUGACGGUUUGAAUGGCGGAGGUGGAUUUGAUUUGACUCCCUUGUACAGAGCUUAUCAUAUACACCAGACUCUAGGGCUUGAAGACCGAUUCAAGCAGUAUUACUACGAGAAUCGAAAGCUUCAGCUCACUUCCGACUUUCAGGUAUCUUCCAUGACUCCGUUUCUUGAAUCGCAUCAAACUUUCUUUGCCCAAAUCGCCGGAUUUUUCAUCGUUGAGGAUCGAAUUGUGAGGACCGGUGGCGGUUUGGUAUCGAAAAUGGAGGUUGAGAAUUUGUGGGAAACUGCUGUGAGUAAAAUGUGUGCUGUUUUAGAGGAUCAGUUUUCUAGGAUGCAAACUGCCAACCAUUUGUUGUUGAUUAAGGACUAUGUGAGCCUGUUAGGUGUAACAUUGCGUCGCUACGGAUAUUUGGUUGACCCCUUGCUUGAUGUUCUGAGCAAACAUAGGGAUAAGUACCAUGAGCUCUUGUUGUCAGAUUGUCGUAAACAGAUUGCUGAAGCGCUUUCCGCUGAUAAAUUCGAUCAGAUGUUGAUGAAGAAAGAGUAUGAGUAUUCCAUGAAUGUGCUUUCGUUUCAGAUACAGACGUCUGAUAUCAUACCGGCUUUUCCUUACGUUGCACCAUUUAGUUCGACAGUGCCUGAUUGUUGCCGCAUUGUAAGGUCUUUUAUUGAAGAUUCUGUGAGUUUCAUGUCGUAUGGCGGGCAGCUUGAUUUCUUUGAUGUUGUGAAGAAGUAUUUAGAUAGGCUGUUAAGUGAGGAUUUGGAUGGGGCUCUUUUGAAGUUUAUCAGUACGUCUAUCCAUGGGGUCUCCCAGGCAAUGCAGGUGGCGGCUAAUAUGGCUGUCAUGGAGCGGGCUUGCGAUUUCUUCUUCCGACAUGCUGCUCAGCUUUCUGGUGUUCCCUUGAGAAUGGUGGAGAGAGGGAGGAGGCAGUUUCCUCUAUGCAAAGCCCGUGAUGCAGCCGAAGACACACUCUCUGGGUUGCUUAAACAAAAAGUGGAUGGCUUCAUGAUGUUGAUUGAGAAUGUGAACUGGAUGGCUGAUGAGCCUUUACCGAAUGGGAAUGAAUAUGUGAAUGAGGUGAUCAUAUAUUUGGAAACUCUGGUUUCCACUGCUCAGCAAAUAUUGCCUCCUCAGGUUCUCAAACGAGUUUUGCAGGAUGUCCUUUCUCACAUAUCGGAGAAGAUAAUCGGGGCUUUACUUGGGGACACAGUUAAGAGGUUUACCGUACAAGCAAUUAUGAGCAUUGAUGUAGAUAUUCGAUUGUUGGAAUCUUUUGCAGAUAAUCAAGCUCCUCUACUCUCAGAUGAGGAAGCAAAUCAGUUGAAAACGGCAGUUGCUGAGUCAAGGCAAUUAGUUAAUUUACUCUUGAGCAAUCAUCCAGAGAAUUUUCUUAAUCCGGUAAUCAGGGAGAGGAGUUACUAUACCUUGGACCACAGAAAAGUAGUGCUUAUUUCAGAAAAGUUGAGGGAUCCUUCAGAGCGGCUAUUUGGAACCUUUAGUAGCCGGGGAGGCAGGCAGAACCCGAAGAAGAAAUCUCUAGAUACAUUGAUUAAAAGACUCAAGGAUGUGAGUUGAUUUUUUUAUAUAGUUGUACGUAUGAUCCUUGUCCUUCCCCCCUCCCCUAUAAGUUCCCUUAUUGAUUGUGAUUGGAAUUAUUUCAUAGCGUUUUUGUUCCUAACUUUGGGCUCGUUUGGAUGUGCUUUUAAAAUGACUGAAAGCGCUUUUAGAGAAAAUGUUUUUGGGUUCUAAAAGCACUUAAAGUGUUUUUUGCAAGAAGUACUAGUAAUGUGCGUUUUCAAGAUUUACUUGCAUCUUUACUUAAGAUUGGCUCUAAAAACAUUUUUCCUAAAAGCGCCUUCAGUCAUUUUAAAAGUACAUCCAAAUUAUUUGCGGAUGCAAAUUGUGGUCUUCGGAAUGUAUCACGGGACAUGCAAAUAGAUUCUUCUGUAUGUAUCAGGUUCAUAGUUACUCAUUGAUUAUUGUAUUGAUGAUUUAUUUUUCUGGACGUGGUUUAAGAUUUGCCUUA